Molecule: messenger RNA, 3153 nt
Organism: Peromyscus californicus insignis
Lineage: Eukaryota; Metazoa; Chordata; Mammalia; Rodentia; Cricetidae
Gene: Gpr63
Product: G protein-coupled receptor 63
Exons: 2
Coding region: 335-1594 (419 amino acids)
Biological process (GO): G protein-coupled receptor signaling pathway
Cellular component (GO): membrane
Molecular function (GO): G protein-coupled receptor activity
Source: RefSeq, a predicted model, not a curated record
CGGGAGCCGUCGGCAGCCGGCAAGGCGGAGGCACUGCCGGGCGAUGCCCCGACUCUCCGCCGCCGCCUCGGCCUCCUCCUGCGCCAGGGGCUCGGAGCUGCGGAUCUGCGGGGCGAUGUCCGCAAAGUUCCAGGAGGCAGCGGCCGGCAUCUCCCUGCGCUCCCGCCGCGGCGCCUUUUGUGCGAGGCAGAAGGAUUUUUGUGGAAGAUGGAACUCUGUCCGUUUUCCAGAAUGUGUAUCCGAGCCCAUCAGUGGAACCUGACCCUACAGUGCUGUAUCGAAAUGCCUGAAGAGGACCCACAUUUCUGCCUGAACCUCCUGUCCUUCUAAAAUCAUGAUUGUCUCAGCGGUGUUGACUGCAUCCCAUACUGGGACAUCCAACACAACAUUUGUAGUCUAUGAAAACUCCCAUGUGAAUAUUACGGCGUCUCCACCAUUGCAACAUCCUAGUCCUGGUCCACUGCUUAGAUAUAGCCUGGAAACCAUGACCAGCACGGGACUUAGUUCCUUAGCAGUGAACAGCACAGCCAUGACCCCGACACCAGCAGUUUUUAAGAGCCUAAACUUAGCUCUCCAGAUCAUCCUUUCGGCUAUAAUGAUAUUUAUUCUGUUUGUGUCUUUCCUUGGAAACUUGGUUGUUUGCCUCAUGGUUUACCAAAAAGCUGCCAUGCGCUCUGCCAUUAACAUCCUUCUGGCCAGCCUGGCUUUUGCAGACAUGCUGCUUGCCGUGCUGAACAUGCCCUUUGCCCUGGUAACUAUUCUUACCACCAGAUGGAUAUUUGGGAAAUUCUUCUGCAGGUUGUCUGCUAUGUUUUUCUGGUUGUUUGUGAUAGAGGGAGUUGCUAUCCUGCUCAUUAUUAGCAUUGAUAGGUUCCUGAUUAUAGUUCAGAGGCAAGAUAAGCUAAAUCCAUACAGGGCUAAGGUCCUUAUUGCAGUCUCCUGGGCUACUUCUUUUUCCAUAGCUUUUCCUUUGGCUGUGGGAAAUCCUGAUUUGCAAAUACCUUCCCGAGCCCCACAGUGUGUGUUUGGGUACACAACUAAUUCUGGAUACCAGGCUUAUGUGAUUUUGAUCUCACUAAUUUCUUUCUUUAUACCUUUCCUGGUGAUACUGUAUUCAUUUAUGGGCAUCCUCAACACCCUUCGGCACAAUGCCUUGAGGAUUCAUAGCUACCCAGAAGGAAUAUGCCUCAGCCAGGCCAGCAAACUUGGUCUCAUGAGUCUACAGAGACCCUUCCAAAUGAACAUCGACAUGGGCUUUAAAACACGUGCCUUCACCACCAUCUUGAUCCUCUUUGCUGUGUUCAUUGUCUGCUGGGCCCCAUUCACCACAUACAGCCUCGUGGCAACCUUCAGUAAGCACUUCUACUAUCGGCACAACUUCUUUGAGAUUAGCACCUGGCUACUUUGGCUCUGCUACCUCAAGUCUGCGUUGAACCCACUGAUAUACUACUGGAGGAUUAAGAAGUUUCAUGAUGCCUGCUUGGACAUGAUGCCCAAGUCCUUCAAGUUCUUGCCACGUCUCCCUGGUCACACAAGGCGACGGAUACGCCCUAGUGCUGUCUAUGUGUGUGGGGAGCAUCGGACGGUAUUGUGAAUACUGUAACUCUGAGACAUUUGGAGUCAUUAUGGGUCUUUACUGACUGAAAUUUUUUCAUAUGGCUUCUAAACUUUGGGGUUUUUUUUUAUAGUGUGUGUGUGUGUGUGUGUGUGUGUGUGUGUGUGUGUGUGUGUGUGUGUGUGUUUUGUAAAAAAAGAAUGGUAAAUACUUUGAUCCUGAAACCAAGGGUACACUGUAAGAAAGUGGAAAGUGGUCACAUUAUGUUACCUCUAGAUUAAGAAAGCUUUGCGGGGAUGUGUUUGUUUAGUUGACUGGUUUUAUUUUUGCAGCAUGAAUCAAGAUUGUGCUUCAUGGAACCUGCAGUUAACUUGAAUUGUAGGUGGUUUUUUUGUUCUUGUUGUUUUUUUGUUGUUGUUUUGUUUUUAUGCUGCUGAGGCAAGCUUGGUUGAGUUAAUCAGUUCCUUUUCCUUUCCUACAAGACACUGCUGCUCUUUGCCAUAAUAUUGGAAUCAAAUCCCUAGGCAUCUCAGUUGGUAGAUACUUAGUUUUAUUUAAAAACAAAACCCAAGGAGGUUGGUGACAUUUUAAAGGUUAUUACAACUUACUUUGGUGCACUUUAAGAGACAAUGUACAAAUGAAUUCAGUUGUGUUCUUAGAAUUGUUUUUAUAUAUGACAUAUUGUGCUUUGGGAGACAUGUGCUUAUGAUCUCUAGGUAGGUAAUUUUUAUUAAACAAUGUUUUAGCUGCAUGUCCAGUUUUAAAAGGAACACAAAUACAUAGGGAUUUUUCUAAGCACUAGUGAGUUUUCAGAGCACCAGGGAACCACCGAGGAGGCACAGCACUAUAGCAAAUUUCAGGGAAGGAGGAGCAGAAUGAGAGGGUGGCUGGUCCAACUUGUGGCCAUCUUGCUGAUUCGCAUAUUCUCACCAAGUUCAGAGAGAAGAGGCCACCACUAUGCAGUGGUGCUGUAUUCAAGGUGUUGUGCAGUGCUCUGCCCUCGUAGCUUUCUGUGAGGUAGGUAUCACUUGUUUCCUUUUUAAGAUUAAAGAAAUACAAGUUUCCGAGGGACAGAAAUCCUGCCCAGAGGUUUUGGUAGAGCUGGGCUCCAAACAUCUGAGAUGCAGAUACAGCUGCUCCAUUGUGCCACAUAGACUCCUCAUUCAUUUUGAACCUGUCGUAGUCAAGGGGGAUGUUACAUAUUCUUCUCUUCUCUUCUCUUCUCUUCUCUUCUCUUCUCUUCUCUUCUCUUCUCUUCUCUUCUCUUCUCUUCUCUCUCUCUCCUCUCCUCUCCUCUCCUCUCCUCUCCUCUCCUCUCCUCUCCUCUCCUCUCCUCUCCUCUCUUCUCUUCUCUUCUCUUUUUGAGACAGGGCUACCAUGAAGACCAAGCAAGGUUUGAAGUUGCUGUGUCUGACUUGGAGUUUCUAAAGGAAGCAAAUGACUUUGGCUAGGGUCUGAAGAUCAAUAUAAAUAUGAAAAUAAUGUGAUUUUUCAACCUAUAGAACAAGCGACUGACAGUUACUGAGUGCUUAGUACAGCUGGGGGUGGAUCUUGCCCUGGCAGCUUUGGAGGUUUCCAACUGUCUAGCACACUCUAAU